Saprolegnia diclina VS20 is the source of this 4737-nucleotide messenger RNA. RefSeq lists its product as hypothetical. Gene Ontology annotation, cellular component: cytoplasm. NCBI's taxonomy places the organism in Eukaryota, Oomycota, Saprolegniomycetes, Saprolegniales, Saprolegniaceae. The coding region runs from base 1 to 4737 and encodes 1578 amino acids. Gene Ontology annotation, molecular function: phosphatidylinositol-3,4-bisphosphate 4-phosphatase activity. The record is from RefSeq and is a predicted model, not a curated record. The transcript has 4 exons.
AUGGCGACAACUCGGCGCUCCCUGUGGGCCCGCCGGAGUACAUACCUCGUGCUGCUCGUUGCGCUCGUCGUCAUCGCCGACGCGAACGUGGCGCAAGAACCGUAUACGUGCGAGCCGUGCUGCAUCAACAACAGCACCAACACCCAGCCGCCGCUCUGCUGCGAGCCCGGCCCGCAAAACAGUGUCAUUGGCGGUGCCUGCGUGGCCUUGCCCUGCUGCGUCAACGGCCGGUUUGAUGCAGACGAGUACAAGAAGAACCGCAAGCCGUGGAAACCAUGCCUGAAGUACCCUGGCUGUCGUCUCGACGAAGACCUCUGCAGCGUCGCCUUUCUUCCAAACGAUACCAGCCAGAACUUCCCAUGGCAGUGCACGAAGCCGUGCUGCAACAACGGCUACGUGACAGACUACACGUGGGACGCGACCGAGAACAACAUGCCGGGCCAAACCAACGCGGUCGUCGAGAUGACAUUCGACCCGAACGACUACAGCCGCGUGCUCAUAUCAAACGGCGAGCCCACGGGCACGUCAAUCCUCGAGAUCUUUGUGCGCAUCCCGACAGGGUGGGCGUGGAGCGCGACAUCGGGUGGGUGCACAAUCCAAGACUCCAAGACGGUCAACGCCAACCCUGUCAGCGGUCUUUGUCGAACGAUGCAGUGGGGCGACCACUCGUACAUUGGCCUGAACUUGAAGUCGGUCGCUGCCUUGAGCGCCGCCCGCUUUCGCAUGGUCUUGACCAACGUCUCGACGCCCAAGAGCGUGCUGCCGCCAGAGCACUUUCCCAUCUACUUUACCGCCAAGCUACCGAACGAAGAGUACCGCGUGUACAUUAGCGCCGGCUACGUGCGCAGCGUGAACGCGGGCCGCAUCUCGCAGCCUGCGUUCUUCACGGCUAACAUCCUCUCGCAAGCUGUGUCGAACGCGACGCUCAUCUUUCUCUCGGACGUCUUGCUGCCGAAGCAGACGCAGCUCAAGCUCGACUUUUUCAACAGCGGCUACACGGUGGGCGAUAGUUCUUUCUUUUACAAGACGCGGCCGUUAGUGGCGACCUACAAGCCCGACCCGAGAGUCUGGACCGUGACCCUGCCCGAGGACAUCGCGCCGAACGCGUCCGUGCUCAUCGAUGUGCACAACGUGCGCAACCCAGAGUCGCUGUACCAAGCGCGGUUCACGUCCAUCAACAUCACGGCUUCCGCUGGCGACUCGAUGCUGGCCCAAGGCGUGGUCGUGACGACAAUUAUGAAGGACCUCCAGACGUCGCUGCCUUCGAGCCCCUACAACUGGAUCUCGCUGGUGCUGCUCGUGCUGAGCCUCACGUUCUGCUUCCUUAUGCUCUUCAAGCACGGGCUUGGCAUCAUGCACUGGUCGUUCCACCCGAUUGCGAUCUUUAGCGACAUCACGGCGAUCACAGCCGUCACCGGUCUCCUUCUCGGGCUCGUCAACAACGUGCUGUGGAUCGCGGGAGACAUGAAGCACAUGGAAAACUACUUUACGAUCAAGUGCGGCGUCACGUCGCUCGCGUUCACGAUGCUUCUGAGCGUCUGCUGCCACUGGGCCUCGGUGCUCUCGCCGCCUGUCCGGAAGCUGCCCAAGUUUACACUCUUUGUGCUCUUUCUGUGCCUCAACGCGUGCUACUACGCAUUCCAGUUUGGCGCUGCGAACGUCCACCAAGACACGAUCCGCAAGGUCUACGAGGCCGAGAGCACCACCAACAUGCAGGACGCGGUGUACUCGUGCAAGAACGGCACGACGUUCCAGUACGUCUUCUCGGACAUCCAGCCGUACUUUGCGCUCUGCUACAUGGCCAACCAAAACCUCUCGCUAGCAGACCAGGCCUUCUUUACGUGGUUCUCCAACACCACGUACUCGGUCUCGGCGCUCCUCACGCUCGGCGUGCUCUUCCUCGGACUCAUGGUCAUGCACCGCGGCUCCAAGAUCAUGCAGCUCAUCGCGUACUCGCCGCAGCAAAUCUACCUCAUGAAGGCGCUGCGACUCUACACGUCGCUCAUCGGCGUCGUGACGGCCACGUACCUCAUUGCAUUCUCGAUGCAGUUUGUCAAAAACGAAGUCCCGUACUACGUUUGGUAUCUCACGACCGUCUGGCUCCCCCAGUGCGUUCCGCCAUGCUGCUUCAUCUUUCUCCAGUGGAACUCGGCGACCAAGUCGCUCCGCAAGAACGACGAGGAGACCGACUGCUCGUGCGAAGCCGUCGUCACGCCGCGCAUCAUUGGCAUCACUUUUGCAGAGAAGGACGGCGACGAUGGCUCCGAAGACCUUCCGCUCGACCGUGGUACGACUGUACUUGUGCCCGACACGUACUUGGAUGACAACGAAGACGAGAUGUUGGACGAUCUCCCCGCCUCCGUUGUUACGUCGUCGAGCCGUAGCUUCAUCAAGCAGCUGGACGCCGAGAUGUUGAGCCAAGCUUCAAGCUUUGGUGUCUCGCUCCGGCUUCUCGUGCCGCAGCACAUCCCGCGCGGCUGCUACGUGGCGAUCGAAACCCAAGAUGAUGCGGGGCAGUGGGUGCGCGGCGACUCGACCGACACGCUGGUCCCUGAGACGGUCCGCGACGAACAUCACGUGGCCUUUUUGUCGGUGCCGCAGAUCCUUCUGCCGCUUACGAGCUCGAUCCCCGUCCGGUUUCUCGUGUACACUGCUCGGACGCCUUCGACGCACUACGGCGCCAACACGAUCAAGUCGAACGCAAGCAGCAGCAGCAGCGCGCAUUCGACGCCGCUCGAUGGGCUCGAGUACCUGGAAGAAGAGAGCGACUCGGACGAUGAGGAUGACGAAGACGACGAGGACCAAGGCGACGACGACAUGCUCUUUGUGUCGCCGUCGGACCAGUGCGUGUGCUCGUUCCAGAUGGAGUCGCAGCUCCUGCUCGACCACAUGGAUCAUUUUACCGAGGCGCUGCAAGUGUGGAGCAAACCCGAAAACUGCUCGUUCUUGCUGCCGUGCCGUCUCGACAUCCAGAUGGUCCGCGACCAUGAGCUUCGGCGAACCCACCUCUCGAUGCUGCAGAACAACGCGCCGAAGACCCACACAACGACGCUCUUUACGUCGCCGGCCGACACGCUCCUGACGGCGCAGUUUCAUUUGCAAGACCAGGACAUCUUGGUCGUGGAAGAUCUCAUGGAGAGCCCGUAUACGAACGUGAUUCCGUGCCAAUACCUCGACAUCAUUCUCGCGCGGCGCACGAAGGAGUACCUCCUUGCCGAGCAAGAGCUCAAGCAGUUUCUCGCCCUCGAAGCGUCGCGGUUGCAGCGACAGCAGUCGAUGGGUUCGCUCUACGAAAACUUGCUCGAGCAGAUCCAGGAAGAGGCCGACCGUCGCCAGUGCCGCGACUGGCUCGUCGAACGCGCCAAGCUGCGCCGUGACUACGUCGUGCUGCUCAAGCGGGCGCGCCACGUGGUGUACGUGCGCGAGUCGCGACAACUGCGCUUCAAGGCGAGCACACAGAAGAAGGACUCGCUCCUGCGCUUCCUCCCGAUCAACCUGCAUGUCCAAGAAAUGCACGUCGCCAAGUCCAAGGCUGCCCAUGCCGACGCCGCCAUCUACGAGACGAUCACGGUCGGCGCCUUUGCGGCGCAUGUGCACAAGUUUAAGAACGGCGGCCUCCACAGCAUGCAGCAAGCGGCCACAAAGCUUCGGAGCCCGCUCAAGGUCUCCAACAUGUUUCCGUCGACGUGGCAGUACCUCUCGCAGUCGGAGCGCAAGCGCGUCGAGCUCGAGUGGGCCAUCGAGACGCGCCUCGAUGUCGUCGUACCGCAGGCGCUCUCGACGCUCGUGACAGCGUUCUGCCACAAACUGCAGCUCAUCGUCUCGGAGGACAAGCAGGCGCCGCUGGACCAACUCCUCUACAUGGGCUUUCUCUUUGAGGUCGAGUCGCUCCUCUCGACGCACGGUACCGAGAUCGGCAUGCUCGAAGACAUGAUGGUGGCCGUCGCGUCGCUCAAGCGCGUCCGCAUGCUCCUCGUCGAAGACGACGUGCGGGCGUCGUCGCCGAGCGAGGCCAAAGCGGGCAACCCCGUCGUGUGUGUCGAGCUCUACACCAACAUGGACGAUGCGCUCCUGGGUGCGCGAACGCACGCCCACGCGAAGUCGACGGACGACGAGUUUGUUGUACGCGUUCUGCUCAAGUGUCUCGGCAAGGUGCACGUGCCGCGGCGCAAGGCCACGGUCGUCGUGCACCCGCUUCUCUUCUCGACGGGCAUCAAUGAGAAGCAGACGCUGGCCAUGUCGACGCACAACCACAAGCGGCUGCAAGACUACAUCAACGAGGUCAACCUCGUGGCACUGCGCCCACUUGUCGCUGCGUACGUGGACCAACACGGCGGCACCCCCGACGCGGCGCUGGUGCAGGAGACAAUGGCGUUGCUCGAAGCCGCGGUCCAAGCGAGCAUGGCCAGCCGCAAGAAAAUGCCCGAGGUGCUCCAGCUCUCGUCGCGUAUCGUGCGACUGCUUCAUGGUGGUCGCGUCACGGUCUGCAAAAGCGCGAAAGAUCGAACGGGCAUGUCGGUGACCCUCGAACAAGGUCACCUGUUGCACUGGAACCACGAGCUCCCCAAGGCCAAGAUCCCCGAAAUCGUCUCGACGAUGCGGUCGCGCGGCGUGCGGAUAGAAAACGCGCUCAAGAACACGGGCCGGCGGCGGUUCGCUUUCAACGCGUUGCAGCGCUCAAUGCUGCCCGAGGAGUACCGAUGCCCACCCGAAACUGGCGGCCGCAACAUGUCAUAG